Molecule: messenger RNA, 1103 nt
Organism: Daphnia pulex (common water flea)
Lineage: Eukaryota; Metazoa; Arthropoda; Branchiopoda; Diplostraca; Daphniidae
Product: dehydrogenase/reductase SDR family member 7-like
Exons: 12
Coding region: 1-939 (312 amino acids)
Molecular function (GO): oxidoreductase activity
Source: RefSeq, a predicted model, not a curated record
AUGCUGUCAGACAUGUUAACAUUGCAGCAUGGUGAAGAAUUCUUCGAAGCAGAGAAAAUCGGAACACGGUUAAGCUCCGCCAGGGGAAAAGUGUAUUGGGUCGUUGGAGCUUCUUCCGGCAUUGGAAAAGAAUUGGCUUUCCAGCUAGCCGCCCAUGGAGCCAAGCUCGUGAUUUCCGCACGACGGGAGACAGAGUUGAAAGCAGUCAAAGCCGGAUGUCUAGCUAUCGGCAAAAAUGCUGGAUUGGUCGAAUCUGACGUUCUAAUACUUCCCUUUGACGUGACUAAAGUAGACUCACACAAACAUUAUUUCGAUUUAGUGAUUCGUCAUUUCGGAACGUUGGAUGUGCUCAUUAACAAUUCCGGUCGUUCCCAAAAAGCGGAAUUUCAGAAUAUUAAACUCAAAGUGGACAAGGAAUUAUUCAAGACUAACGUCUUUGGCUUAGUAAAUCUGACUCGUGUCGUGUUACCUCAUUUCUUGGCCAAAUCAAAAGGACAUGUUGUGGUGACUUCGUCAUGUGCGGGGAAGUUUGGAGCACCGCUUUCAAGCUCGUACAACGCAACUAAGCACGCCCUUCACGGCUACUUUGAAACCGCAAGAUCUGAAUUAGCGCCCAAAGGCAUCUCUAUUACGAUGAUUUGUCCGGGAAUGGUCCACUCUGAUAUUCUCACUGCCUGCGCAACAGAAAAUCCCGGAGAGCAAUUAGGAGGAAAAAUUGGUGCGGAUGAAAAAAGAAUGAAAGCAGAACGUUGCGCAAAACUUUGCGCUGUGGCUAUUGUCAAUAAAAUAGACGAAGUUUGGAUUUCACUCAAUCCGGUGCUCUUCUUCCUUUACGUCUCCCAGUAUGCCCCUACAAUUGCUCGAGCUUUCCUAAGCCGUUAUGGAGUGCAGGCAGCCAUCAAAACAAGAGGUAGACGAGAAGCAGGUGGGAGCUCAUAGCUCGUAAAUCUAAAACGAAGACCAUAACCGCCAUAUGUUAUUAAAAUCUAGUUGCUCGUUUUUUAUUUCAUUACAUAUUUUAUUAAUGCCGUGUAACAGAAGAAAAAUUAGUUGACUGUGUUAUAAACUACCGAGUAAAUAAAUCAAAAUGGUUUUAUUUAUUA